Colletotrichum godetiae is the source of this 546-nucleotide messenger RNA. RefSeq lists its product as uncharacterized. Bases 55 to 546 code for a protein of 163 amino acids. The record is from RefSeq and is a predicted model, not a curated record. Lineage: Eukaryota; Fungi; Ascomycota; Sordariomycetes; Glomerellales; Glomerellaceae. The transcript is spliced from 2 exons.
UCAACUACAUCCCUUCCCCUUCAACCUUCACAUCUCCUCACUCAAACAACCAUCAUGAAGUUCCUCGCAGCACUGAUUCUUGCUACGGCCGUCUCGGCACUGGUAGUCCCUCCUGUUGAGCAGUCCCACGACGCCCAUGGGGAUGCCGAAGGUUCCCUUGAGCUCAUCGGCUCAGAGAUCAAGUCUCCCGAGACCAUCAAAUCUGGCGACGAACUGUCCGCUUCCUCCGUGGCCCUCGAGAAGCGCAUAGAUGGCAUCCCCAUCCCCCACGGCGUUGCCUCCGCCAAGUCCAUUCUCCUCGUGGGAGUAACUGUAUCUUUCCACAUGGUUGGAGGCUGGGUCCGUCAGGGUAGUCGCAAUGUGUGGACCUACACCUGUAAGGGCAUCGUCUUGACCAACAACAAUGACAGGAAGGCGGUCAGCAUUUUUAGCGCCGGGAUCAAGUACUUGACCAACUACAUCAUGUCGGAGGGCAGAGUCUGGACUGUGAAUGCCCCGGCGGAGGGGUUCGCGGACACGGUUAGCAUCAACAUUGGAAAAGCUUAG